Anguilla anguilla (European eel) is the source of this 1934-nucleotide messenger RNA. Its product is annotated as acetyl-coenzyme A thioesterase. Gene Ontology annotation, molecular function: acetyl-CoA hydrolase activity; lipid binding. The record is from RefSeq and is a predicted model, not a curated record. The coding region runs from base 32 to 1885 and encodes 617 amino acids. Gene Ontology annotation, cellular component: extracellular exosome. Lineage: Eukaryota; Metazoa; Chordata; Actinopteri; Anguilliformes; Anguillidae. The transcript has 15 exons.
ACCCGGGCGGCGCGUGCCAGCUCAGAUAAGGAUGCGAGGGGCAGGCGCUGAGGGACACGGUGAACUCUCUCUCUCUCUCACACACGAUCCGUUACCGUCCCGCUCAGUCAGUCCCUCGCUCGCAUCCAUGAGCCGGAAUCGCGACUUCGGCGGCGGUGUCGUACGGGCCCAGGGGGAGCCCGAGGGCCCGGUUCUGAACGGGACCCUGGAGAGGAGGUCGGCUGGAGGCUCGGGCACGGCGGAGGUGCAGGUGGUACAGAUGUGCCAGCUGGUGCUGCCCUGCCAUGCCAACCAUAUGGGCGAGCUGGACGCCGGGCAGCUGCUGAAGUGGAUGGACACCAUUGCGUGCCUGGCAGCUGAACGGCAUGCUGGCAUUGCCUGUGUCACUGCCUCCAUGGAUGACAUUCAGUUUGAAGAGACAGUGAGAGUUGGUCAAGUUAUCAACAUCAAAGCCAAAGUCAACAGAGCUUUCAACACCAGCAUGGAGGUCGGCAUCCGUGUUUCAGUGCAGGAUGUGCUGACUGGCGUUCUGAAGAAGGUGUGUGUGGCCUUGUCCACGUUUGUGGGGAAGCCUGUGGGAAGUGAGAAGGUGCGCCUGAGCCCUGUGGAGCAUGUGGACUCCGUGGAGGAGCAGCUGGAAUAUUCUCGGGCCUCAGAGAGACGCAGACUCAGCCUCCACAACCAGCAGGCCUUCAACAACCUGAUGCAGGACUUCCACAACCUGAAAGUUAUUUGUAACGGGAGAGAAGGUGCCCUGCUGAAGUCUACGGAGAGCACUUGCGUGGAAAGCAUUGAGCUGGUCCUGCCGCCACACGCCAAUCACCACGGCAACACCUUCGGAGGACAGAUCAUGGCCUGGAUGGAGAAUGCGUCCACCGUUGCUGCCAGCCGCAUGUUUGGGACCUACCCUACCCUCCAGGCUGUGGACAUGUUCAAGUUCCGUGGCCCGUCAACCGUGGGGGACAGGCUGGUGUUCAAGGCUGUGGUCAACAAUGUCUUUCAGACCAGUAUGGAGGUGGGGGUUCGGGUGGAGGCCUACAACUGUGCGGAGUGGAAGCAGGGCAGCGGACGACACAUCAACAGCGCCUUCCUCAUCUACCGCAGCAGAACCCACCAUCACCCCUUCCCCAACGUCACAUUCACCACAGAGGAUGGGGAGAGAAGAUACCUUGCAGCGAUUGUCAGAAAAAGAAUUCGUAUGGCCAGAAAGCACAUCUUAUCUUUCAAAGACGAAGGACCUCUUUCUGUUCCCUGGGACAGAAGUAAUCAAGUAUACUUGGGCUAUACCAAUGUGGUAGCUCUCACAGUCUUGGCUGGAAAACAGGCUUGGGAAGCAAGCAGCCUUCAGAACAAGAUUGGCAUCUUUGUGAAUGAGGAGCAGGAUCGGCUGUCCUUGAAGGUGGAGAUGGAGGUUGAGGCUCCAGCCUUCCAGGUCUUCUCCUUGCUGUCUGACCUUCGCUUGCGACCACUCUGGGACAGGCACUACUCGAGCUGUGAGGUAGUGGAGCAGGCUGACGAGGAGGAGACGGUGUACCACGUUAAGUGUCCAUCCGUUAACAGCAGCCAAGGCCGAGAUUUUGUGAUCCUGUUGUCAAAGAGACAGCCCUGCAAGGACAGUGACCCCUAUGUCAUUGCCCUGCGGUCCGUCUCCGUGGCAACAGUCCCUCUACAGCCGGAUUACAUCCGGAGCGAAGCACAGUGUGCAGGAUUCCUUAUCCACAGAAACAGCCACACUUCCUGUAAGGUGUGCUACUACAACGAGGUGACCUCGGGGGUGCUGCCGUACAUAGCGGGGAACUUAGCGGGCUGGUCCAAGUCCAUGGAGGAGACCGCACUGUCCUGCAUUGCCUUUCUGGAGAAGGACAACAUUACGACAGCCUUGUGAAAGGCGUCCAAAACUGUUUUCUAUGUGUAAAUAAAGCCUUUGAAUGAAA